Messenger RNA from Branchiostoma floridae (Florida lancelet), 1699 nucleotides. Its product is annotated as enteropeptidase-like. The transcript has 6 exons. NCBI's taxonomy places the organism in Eukaryota, Metazoa, Chordata, Leptocardii, Amphioxiformes, Branchiostomatidae. Bases 53 to 895 code for a protein of 280 amino acids. The record is from RefSeq and is a predicted model, not a curated record. Gene Ontology annotation, molecular function: protein binding.
ACGCGGCCAUCAUUCGGCGUGACACCUGACAGGCAGGCUCGUUCGCGGAACGAUGGCGAUGGAGGAGAGAGCGAGGAUGGCGCGCAAACAUCACCCAGCCCUCCUGAUGGUCGUCCUGUUCGCCGGCCUCUUUUCAUCCACCCAGGCCGGCUUUCUGGACUCCCUCACCAACUACAUAUCCAUCAAGAACAUGUGCAACAAGACGAUAGACGCCAGCGACUCGCAGUACAUCACGUGGGACGCCAGUGCUGAGGGCGUGGCCACCUCCUACAUCUACGGCUACGACGACAACGUGUACUGCACCCUGACCUUACGGUACCCGGGCAGACUGUUCUACGUGCAGUAUAUACAGGUGGAUAUGGAGAAGCCGUCGUCCCCGGACAAGGACUGUCCAGACUACGUCAGACUGUACGACGGCAACUCCACACUGGCCUCACCGCUGUCGUCUGCCGUCUGCGACUAUAAAGCCGAGGACGCGAGUGUGAUCUCCAGAACCAACGCCGUGACGAUAGAGUUCAGCUCUGACAACAGGACCACUUCCAACAAGGGAGUUCAGCUACUCUACUCUACAUUCUACAGGCCUACCAACGUAAACAAAACAUGUUCCGGAACCGACUUCCAGUGCGACAGUGGGGACUGCAUCUCGGCGAGCCUGAUCUGUGACUUCCAGGUGCACUGCGCCGACAUGUCAGACGAGAGCAGUAAAAAGGGAUCUGCGUCCAAUUGCAUAGCACUUGGCGUGUUCGAAGACUUUCUGAAGACGUUCCUCAGCCUCGGUCUGGCCGCCGUCAUCGGCAUCAUCGUGGCCGUGGUGGUGGUGCUCAUCAUCAUCAUCAUCGUCUGCUGCAUCUGCUGUUGCAAGCUAUGCAAGAAGUCGGACAACACCGCCGUCUAGGGGCGCCCCCUGGCGUUCCCGAGACAGCACUGCCGUCUAGAGGCGACCUCUGGCGGCACCAGACAACACUGCCGUCUAAGGGCGACCUCUGACGUCAUAGGCGAUGGAACAGGACACCGCAAUGAUCUCUGUGCACGAAAAUCGGAAAACAAAACAAUAGGCUUCCUCACGGUUUGCAAAGGUUUGUGGGUAAGGUCAGAGGUUAAAGCCCCCUUACAGUUCCCGAGGAUUGACAGUAGAGUCAAAGGUUACAUCCUUUAAACAUGAUCCACGUGUUUCCAGAAAAACACGUCUGAACAAAGAACUGCUGACAAGUUAGGGGCCUUAGCCUUUGAACUUUGCGGAUGUGCACUUGGAACUGUAAACUACUUUAAAUGCAGAAACUUUCGCGGUGGUUUAAUGUUCGUGGUUUUCGCGGUGGUCGCUUCACCGCGAAAUUAAAACCCCGCAAACUUAAAUGCAUUUACGGAUGUGUACUUGGAGCUGUAAACUACUAGUAUCUCAUUCAUACCCAUAUUCCAAUAGGUAGUCUGGGCUACUCGCACUCUAGGUUAACGUCGCUGGAAAUAUCUUUAACCUCGACCUUAACCUUGACCCUCUCGUUUUAAACUCAACAAAAACAUGCACAGAGAUCAUGACACGUGUCAGUUUCCACGUCAUGGUAGUUUGCAUCUUGCAGGUAUUCGUGUUGGUGUGGAAUUUCGAUGGAAUAUGGUGCUGUACACUUCCAGGACUAAAGAUGUCUUUUCUCCGGCCUACCAUCGCUUCCAGGAAGCCCCAAACAUCUACAUUAACGACAGAGUG